UCGUGAGUGUCAGUGCUGUCACACGUGGGUUAUUGAUUGAAGCGGUGAAGGCGAGGUGUUUUGUAUUUUCUUAUAAAUUUUGCUGAUAGUCUAAGUUUUAUAAUGGAGGAAAACGUAGCAUUAGAUUCGACGAAACAAAAGAAAUUUGUAAAAUCAAUCAGAGGCAUUAAAAAGUUGAUUAAGAAAAAUGAAAAGAAGACAGAGCCUCAGAAAAAGGAUGAGAAGACAGGGCCGAAGCCGGCCGAGCCAGCCAAACCUUUUAGUAUGAGGCUAAAAGGCGGCAAAGUUCAGAAAAAUAAAAAGAAGCGCAAACAGAGAGGGCUUGUGUAUCUGGCACAUAUUCCACAUGGGUUUUACGAGCAUCAAAUGACAGAAUAUUUCAAACAAUUUGGUGUUGUUACAAAUGUCAGAGUGAUCAGAUCGAAGCGUACUGGCAACUCUAAAGGUUUUGCAUUUGUCGAGUUCAAAGAACCCUCUGUGGGACAAAUUGUUGCUGAGACUAUGAAUAAUUAUCUUAUGGGGAAACGGCUGAUCAAGGCUGCUUAUAUUCCCCCUGAGAAACAAAGACAAAAUGCACUCAGAAAGCAUUGGAAUAAUGUGAACAACCCUACAAGUAACAGGAGAUUGAAAAUUAAAAAGGCAUUUAAUGCAGACAAAGAUGAAGUAGGUGAAUUAAAAAAGGCAAGAAAACUUUUGUCUAACUUAAAUAAGAAUAAGAAGAAACUUAGUGAACUAGGUAUAAAUUACGAUUUCUUUGCGCCAGUAGAUGUGCCAGAAGCACUGCUUAGUGAGAUAGUUAAAGAAGAAAAAGUUGAGGAGAAUAAUUCUGUUCAGGAAGAAGAAAACAAUAAGAAGGGUAAAAAGGAGAACAAACAAAAGAAAGAAGCUAAACCUGAAGUAAAAGAUAGUGUUAAACAACAAGAAGUUAAGGGAAAAAAGAAUAAAAAUAUAAAGGAAGAAAGCAAACCAGCUAACCCACCAGCAGUAGCUAAAAAAGAUAAACCGGCAGAAGAUAAAAAAGAAAAUGUAAAAAAAUCAAAUAAGAAAGAUACAAAGCCAGUAAAAGUUGAUGAAAAACAACAAAAACAAAAGGAACAGAAAUUGAAGGAGGCUGGUAUUAAACCAGCUGAGUUUAUUAAAUUAAACAACGAAGAUUCUGAUGAUGAGGGUGACAGUUCGGAUGAAUACGCAUUUGACUCUGAUGAGUAUGACAAAAUGUUAGAAAAAAUGAGUGAAAAUUCGGAAUUAUCAUUUUUGAGUGAUGAGGAUGAUGAUGAAUCGCUUGGUGAUGAUGAUGAUGACGAUAAGGAGGAUGGUGAUGAAGAAGAAGAUGAUGACAGUGAUGAAGAAGAGGCACCUCCUAAGAAGGUGAAAGGCAAACCUGUUUUAAAAGUUCAGCCUAUACCAACAAAGAAACAGCAACCAAAACCGCAGGCAAAGAAACAGCCACAAUCCAAUCCACAGGCAAAGAAACAGCCACAAGCCAAUCCACAGGCAAAGAAACAGCCACCACCCAAUCCACAGGUUAAAAAACAAGAACAAAAGAAACCUGUUGAAGCUAAAAGGAAAGCACCUACAAAACCAGCAGUUUCACCCAAGAAACCCAAGUUUGAGAAGACGAGUCAAAAACCUAUGAAGAAACAGUUUAAAAAGAAGUAGGAUCAAUAAAUAUGUUUAAAAUA
Messenger RNA from Spodoptera frugiperda (fall armyworm), 1682 nucleotides. It is a transcript of the gene Nopp34, whose product is annotated as MKI67 FHA domain-interacting nucleolar phosphoprotein. The transcript is spliced from 9 exons. Gene Ontology annotation, cellular component: nucleolus. Gene Ontology annotation, molecular function: RNA binding. The record is from RefSeq and is a predicted model, not a curated record. Bases 103 to 1659 code for a protein of 518 amino acids. Gene Ontology annotation, biological process: maturation of LSU-rRNA from tricistronic rRNA transcript (SSU-rRNA, 5.8S rRNA, LSU-rRNA). Lineage: Eukaryota; Metazoa; Arthropoda; Insecta; Lepidoptera; Noctuidae.